GUCCAGAGCCACCUCGAGGAUGACCAGUAUCCCCGCAGGUCGGGCAACGAGUCCGAGGCACUUUGCGGCGCCGUGGUCUUCGAGACAUCGCCCUGGUCGCCUGAAGUGAAGUAUUCGCUCCGCUUCAACCGGAGCUUAGGCUUCGAUCCCAACAUCCCAGCCUGGGUGGCCAUCUUCAAGGGCGGGAAGCUGACCACAGAGGGCCUGGUGGAAAAGAAGAAGGAGCAGGACGGUCGCUUCGACGCCAGCGGACUCACAUGGUAUGCCCAGAGCGGGUUCUUGUCCCUGCAGCGGACGGUCGACACGUUUAUCGAGGCUGUCGACAGCCACGGGAAGGUGGAGAAGGUGCCCUUGAGUGGCGGGAAUUGGUUUGGCGAGGACGGUCGACCUCACAUCGUGGUGCCUUUCCCAUCGCCUGCAUGGUCCAUCGACAUCUUCUCCGCGGUGAUGCCGCAGGCGCUGUCAUCUUUUCUCCUCAUCUCCCUGACGUAUUCGGUCAGCCGAAUGGUGACAAGCGUUGUCCACGAGCGUGAAGCUCGCCUCAGGGAUGGAAUGCGGAUGAUGGGUAUGCACCCAGCAGCCUUCUAUGUGUCCUGGUCUCUGACCUACGCACGGGCCUUGGCAUUGGGAAAGACGAACCUUGCUUUGCUAAUUAGCCCUCAAGCGAAGCGAGAUGAGACUGCAGAACUGCUGCCAGCCGCGCGCAACCUCAACCAGACGCUCCACUCCCGACAGCAUCUGUAG
Symbiodinium sp. CCMP2592 is the source of this 744-nucleotide messenger RNA. NCBI's taxonomy places the organism in Eukaryota, Dinophyceae, Suessiales, Symbiodiniaceae. The record is from the annotation of a GenBank genome assembly.